AUGACACCCGCUGAUACAGCUAAUGAAGUGCUGGAUACUACGCUGGCGGCCGUGCAAUUGCUGAUCAAGCGGUGCACGUUGUUGGAGUCUGGCUAUCCAGAGGCCCUCAGAAUCUCGGAUGAGAUUGCCAGACGCGUGGCGAAAGACUUAAAACUUCAUGGAGGGAAUGCGACAUCCUUUUCCCCGCAGCUACUGUCAUGUGCUGCCGUUGUGCGAGAGUGCUCAAAGGCUGGCACUUUUCAGACAAUGCCGGAUUGGACAUCCGUGAUAGACAAUGAUCCGAGAAUCAAGGGUCACCCGCGGUUCAACAAGACGCUAAACUACCGCUCUCGCGCAGCAGAUGAGAUUCCCAUUCUUUUGGAUUCUGAACCGGUGACAUCAUCCGGAACUCAUGCGGCCGUCCAUUUUGCACCGUUGGCCAUAGCGCCUCCACCCACCUUGUCUCCUCUUCCCAUAGAUAGGGCCUUUGUCAAUAGUCCUUCGCAGGCAAUUGCACCGCCGUCGCCUUCUCCCACCUCAAUGGCGCUGGAACCUCUGACCCCGCUUCCCGUGUCCGCAGUUUCUAUCCCCUCCAAAUAUAACCUAUUUGUGCCAGGGACAAAGAAUGCUAAGACAGCACCAAAGGCCGGAAACAGGAAGAAGAGGAAGGCGGAAGAUAAUGGCGCGGAAGAGGUGAAAUUGGGGAACAUACCGAAUGCUCCAUCUCGGUUUGGCAAGUCGAGUCAGAAGAGAAGCAAGCAUGUAUCGGGUGACAACCGGAAUGAGCAUACUGACAUCGCCUCUGUCAUAGAGAACGUGGCACUGGAACGUUCAGAUUCGACCGAGAUGGCCAAUGAGAGAGGUUUCUGGGAUGCAGAGACCAGGCCCGUUGAAUGGGGUAGGGAUUCUGCUAUCGCCAUGGCAGCAGAGAGAAUGCAAGCGAAAGCCAAGGCCAUGGCAGCCGAGGCAGUUGCCAAUCCUACCAGACGCUCCAAGUCGCGUGCUCCGAAGUCCCGAGUUAUUAACAAGACGGUGGUUAAUACUAGGUCCCGGAAGACGCCCAUGCCGCCCAAUCGGUCAUUGUCUGUAGUUGAGGACGAUAUAGUAGAACAUGAAGAUUUGGCCUUGGCGGGUGAGCCGAAGUACAUGGAUGUCGCGCCGGCUCAAGCAGAGGUUCUGCCAAUCCCAACAAUGGGCUCAUCCGUGUCCGUCGAGCCCCAAGGACAAUCAGUAGCACUCGUGAAUCCUGCGGAAUAUGAGCCGACUGCAAGGGACAUCCUGCAGAGCAUUCAAGACCUGGGCAGGCGACUUGAUGGUCUCGCUACUAAUGACAGGGUCAAUAAUUUGGAAGAACGACUCGAUUCGGUGGAAGAGGUGGUUGGGCGGCGGUUGGACGUACUGGAGCGAAAACUCAUAUACUCGGAUUCGGAAUGGAAAGCAACAUCGUCAUCGCUCGGACAUUUAACCAUGUCCCUUCGGGAUCAUAUGGAUGAUCUGACCGCACACCGUCCUCGGAUCGACACCACUGCGUAUGCUCCCCCUCACCAUGGGAAUGUGCACCUUCCGGCUUGGCUAGCUAAUCACGACGACAAUCCUAACAUCUCUGCCAUUGGUAGGACUUCUGCAUCUGCUGCACACAUCGCCGAAACUCCGGAUCCUGCAGUUUUGCCGGUCGAUGCGGAUGCAUGCGUUGAGCUCUGCAGUGAACUUUCAACUAUAUCCGAUUGA
Molecule: messenger RNA, 1707 nt
Organism: Suillus fuscotomentosus
Lineage: Eukaryota; Fungi; Basidiomycota; Agaricomycetes; Boletales; Suillaceae
Exons: 7
Coding region: 1-1707 (568 amino acids)
Source: RefSeq, a predicted model, not a curated record